Oreochromis aureus is the source of this 2307-nucleotide messenger RNA. RefSeq names its product cellular communication network factor 2a (gene ccn2a). The record is from RefSeq and is a predicted model, not a curated record. Gene Ontology annotation, cellular component: extracellular region; extracellular matrix. NCBI's taxonomy places the organism in Eukaryota, Metazoa, Chordata, Actinopteri, Cichliformes, Cichlidae. Gene Ontology annotation, biological process: cell adhesion; signal transduction. The coding region runs from base 223 to 1278 and encodes 351 amino acids. Gene Ontology annotation, molecular function: heparin binding; integrin binding. The transcript is spliced from 5 exons.
AGUCAGAACUCAGAUCAACUCUUCUACCGAAGCUAAACUCUAGCUUUCACCAAGAAAGGAAAAAUAAAAAAGACAGUGAGCCGGAGCAGCAGUUGGGAACAAGACAAGAGAUCAACUUGAUCAGAAAAGUUUCUCAAGCUCAAAACUCUGACGCUAAAGGAAGACUUUUUCCGAGAAGGUGUUUUUGGAAGAAUCUAAAUUAAUUACUAAAGACAAGAGAAGAUGGUUGCAAGAAUGAUUUUGCUGCCUCUGCUGUGCAUCAUGCUUUCCUACAUGGCUGCAGGUCAGGAGUGCAGCGGCCAGUGUUCGUGCCCGUCCACCCCUCCUCAGUGCCCCCCAGGUGUCAGCCUGGUGCUGGAUGGCUGUGGCUGCUGCAGGGUGUGUGCCAAACAGAUGGGGGAGCUCUGCACUGAGAAAGACGUCUGUGACCCGCACAAAGGCCUCUACUGUGACUUCGGAGCUCCCAACAACAGACGCAUAGGAGUUUGCACAGCUCGAGACGGAGCCACUUGUGUGUUUGGCGGCACAGUGUACAGGAGCGGAGAGACUUUCCAGAGCAGCUGCAAGUACCAGUGUACCUGUCUGGACGGAGCCAUCGGUUGUGUGCCUCUUUGCUCCAUGGACAUCCGGCUGCCCAGCCCAGACUGCCCCAACCCAAGGCGUGUGAAAGUGCCUGGAAAGUGUUGUGAGGAGUGGGAAUGUGGUUCUUCCGACACAAAGGAGAAUGAAACUCCCACCACAAAAAGCUUCAUGGGCCCUGUUUUGUCUGCAUACAGGAAGGAGGAGACCUAUGGCCCAGAUCCUUUUAUGAUGAGAGAGAACUGCCUGGUUCAGACGACUGAAUGGAGCGCCUGCUCAAAGACAUGCGGCCUGGGAGUAUCUACCAGGGUCACCAACGAUAACCGUGAAUGCCGCCUAGAAAAACAGACCCGGCUGUGCAUGGUGAGACCAUGCGAGUCUCAGCUGGAGCAGAGCAUUAGGAAAGGGAAAAAGUGCAUCCGUACUCCCAGAGUCUCCAAACCCAUGAAGUUUGAGAUCUCUGGCUGCACCACCACCAAGUCCUACAGGCCAAAGUUCUGCGGUGUCUGCCUGGACGGCCGCUGCUGCACCCCGCACAGGACCACCACCCUGCCCAUGGAGUUCAAAUGUCCCGAUGGAGAAGUAAUGAAGAAGCACAUGAUGUUCAUCAAGUCCUGUGCCUGCCACUACAACUGCCCCGGGGAGAACGACAUCUUCGAGUCCAUGUAUUACAAGAAGAUGAUGGGAGACAUGGCGUGAGCCGCUCCUGGACGAUAGGCGCUUUUGACUUGAAAACAAACACAACUCCAUCUCAUUUUGCAGCUCAGUAUAUAUGUUUAUCAUGUUUUAUUUUGCCAUUUUCUCAUUGUAAAAGUAACCCAGGCACUCGUCUUAGUGCCUGUAUGUUUUGUACAGCUGAUGAAGAUCAGCCUCAUAGACUCAGACAGAGGGUUGCUUAGCAGCUCCAAAAGAUCCCUGCACUAUAACUUCUUUUUUUUCUUUUUUUUUUUUUUUUUUUGACAACCCUGCUGUCAGGUUUCCGCCCAAAUCCCUUGAAAGCCUUUUUACAAACCCGUCCAUUUUACUGUAUGCAUUUUAUACCUUAUCUAAACCUUGACCUCCUCUCUAAAUGAGGUGUCUAAUAAGUCCCUCCACCCUCCCAGUCCAAGACCAGACCUGUAAACUCUAAGCAGCUGUAGAGGGAGCAUGCAGUCCACAGCAGGCCAGUGUUCCCCUGUCCAAACAGGUCUGAAUGUGUCCUUGUAUGUGUGUGUGUGUGUGUGUGUGUGUGUGCGUGUCUGAAUUUUAGCCUUGUCUGUGUGUACGCUUUUCACUGUGCUUACAGAGUAGAGGAAAGGUCAGAGUUUCUGCCCUGGAUGAGAAAGCAAGCAGCAUGCUGAGUUUAGGGUUAGAUAAUGGAGUACAGUGGGCUUUGCCACGGCACUGAGAAAAGAAGAAAAAAACAUUUUGACUAUUCAGACUGAUUCAGGUCAGAAGGAGGGGAAAAAAGCAUCUACAGGAACAAAAUGUCUAUUUUGUACAAAAAAAUAGAAGAAGAAGAGACUGGAAGAAUUUUAAUUUCAUUCCUUUAAAAAAAUACUGAUGUAUAUACUUUGUAUAUAUGUGUACAGUUUAAGUUAAUUUAAAAAGCCAAAUGUUUUCUGUGCUUCGAAAUGUAUCAGUGGUGUAUUUUUGGUUAUUUUUUACUAUUUUAUUGAGAAGUGUGACAAAAAUGUUACAUGUUUCACUUUGUAGCUGGAAAUAAAAUCUUAUAUUUUUUAUACAAAA